Messenger RNA from Penicillium salamii, 2526 nucleotides. The record is from the annotation of a GenBank genome assembly. Lineage: Eukaryota; Fungi; Ascomycota; Eurotiomycetes; Eurotiales; Aspergillaceae.
AUGGACCCUUCACAGCCACCUGAAAAAACCCUUGGACCUAGGCUGAAUCUGCCCGACAAUUUUGGAUCGCUGUUACAGAAUCCGUAUCCGACACCACACUCGUUCUCACCAUCGGCCUCCGCAUCUGCACUGUCGCAGAACUAUCAAUCGAAUGUUUCGUCCUCCGUUCCUGGUUCAGCCCCCGGUACAGUUGCGCCUAAAGUAGCCAUCCCCCGGUUACCCCCCACCGAUGUAUCGCAUGGGCGCCGUCGCUCAGCGCGCGCAUGUGAGCCCUGCCGCCAGCGCAAAAUAAAAUGCGACGGACUGCGGCCGUCAUGUUCCCAAUGUAUUUAUCACCACCAGCAAUGUGCCUACGAGGAUGUGAAAAGAGUACGCGACCAGAAGCGAUUGGGGUCCUUGGCCAAGCGCGUGGAGGCGUAUGAGUCUCUACUUCGAGAUCUAGAGGGUGAGGUGGACCUUGAAACGGCCCGAAAGAUUAGGAGAAUCAUGAAGAACCCUGGGAAACCACUCCCGAAGAACGAUGACGGGUCCGAUUCGGAUUCCUCGAUGGGCUCUCUCGAGGCUAUUGAUCAGGUAGACGAGGACCUGAACCGAAGCGAGGGGACGCGCGCCGCCGGCUUCUUCGGGAAGAACUCGGAAAUCCAGUGGAUGCGCAAGCUGGAUGUUGGCACGAGUAUGCAAAACCCCGACAGCGCUGCAUCCUUCUAUUUUGGCAGUAAUCAAGAUGCACCAUUCGCGCAGCAGCCACAGCUCGGAAGGGUCAACUCCACUUCGAUGAUGGACUAUCAUCUUGAUAAUCUAGACAUUCCGCUGAUCGAGCCGUGUAAUCCGCUUGCCGUGCCGUCGCGUAAACUUGCGGAUCGCUAUAUUCACGCCUUUUUGACCUACGUUCAUCCGACAUUUGGCGCUAUUCGUCUGACAACCUUCAUUUCGCAGUACCAGAUGUUUUUUGAAAACGCAUCAUCGCCACCCGUGAAAUGGCUGGCAAUUUUGAACAUGAUCUUUGCGAUUGGCUGUCGCUACACUCGGCUUGUAGAUGGUCCCGACUCGAGCGAUGAUGAUCUUAUUUUCUUGACUCGCGCGCGCCACCUUGGCCUACACAGCAAGGUUCUUUUCGAGCACACCGAUCUCCAGCAGAUUCAGCUGGAGCUGCUAGUCGCUAUAUACCUCCUCUGUCUGGGACAGGUUAACAGAGCCUCCAAAUUUUCCAACAUGGCUCUCCGCUCUGCUCUAUCCUUGGGCAUUAACCUCCGACUGACAGAUAACCGAACACAAGACGCAGCCAAGGAGGCCCGUGGUCGCCUUUGGUGGUCUAUUUACUCAAUAGAACACCUUAUAACUUCCAUGACUGGCCGCGCCUCUUGUGUAGGUGAAGGCGUUUGCUCUGUGCCACCUCCGCUCCCUUGCGAGGAAGAUAACUUCAGCCAGCCGGGAGUCCAACACCUCUUCCAGGAUCCCAACUUACGGGAUUCCCAACUGACUUCCACCCUAUUUGAAUCUUCCACCCAAUUCAACUCACAGGCCUGGAUAUCCACUUGUGCUCCCUGUCCAUCCCUUUUCUUCAACUUCCUCGUCGACUUGAAUCUCAUCACCCACGCUCUGAUGAACAAAGUAUACUCAAUCGAGGGACUCCGUAAAGGCCCCUCUCAAAUCGAGUACCACGUAUCAAAGUUCGGCACCAGAAUGGACCGCUGGCUAGACAAGAUCCCCCCAUUCUACCAAUUCACCUCACCCGAAGCCGGCCCCUGGCACCUCAAUCACUCCAAGCUCCACGACCUAUCCGCAACUUUCGUGCGCGAAAGCGUCUGUCUAGCCAUGUCCUACUACUCUGCCCGAAUUGCCCUUUGCAGACCAUGCCUAACACACAUCCACACCCAAUCCUCCCAGCCGCGCUCCCCCGAAACAAGCGGAACGCCCCGCGCCCAGUUCCGUGCCGACACGGCAACACAAUGUCUCCAGGCCUCAAGCGCCAUGAUCUCCAUCCUACCCGAAACACCCAACAUGUCCUGGCUCGCACGCACAGCGCCAUGGUGGGGUGUUCUUCACUUCCUCAUGCAGGCGACGACUGCCCUCCUCCUGUGUCUUUCUUACUGCUCAUACACGCGGACGAAGAAUUCUCGUAGUCCAGAUCCAACCCCUGGCUCGCCUGCACUGUUAGCUAACUACCCACCUCUUCAAGAGACGGAUUUAAGUACGGCCAUUGCCUCGGCGAAGAAGGCAAUGCAUUGGCUUCAUGUGACUGCCUCUGUGGACCCGGCGGCGAGGAGGGCGUUCAUGCUCUGCGAGGGAAUUGUGAAAAGAAUUGCGCCAGGUCUGGAUAUUGACUUGCGGGAUUGGCCGGAUGGAAACGGCUUUGCUGAAGCUAUUCGGGCCAGUCGAAGUUCCAGUGGCAAUGGUAAUGACUAUGGGAAUGGGAAUGGGAAUGGGAAGGGGUAUGGCUAUGAGGGAAAUGGAAGUGGGAUUGGUAGAGAGAGUGGGAUGGAAGCUUUUGAGGAGUUGAUCGACUUCGAGGGAGGUGUUUUCUAG